Dibothriocephalus latus is the source of this 1878-nucleotide messenger RNA. Lineage: Eukaryota; Metazoa; Platyhelminthes; Cestoda; Diphyllobothriidea; Diphyllobothriidae. The record is from the annotation of a GenBank genome assembly.
AUGGCAGGGUAUCGUCGCACCAGAGAUGAAAGUAAAACGUUUUCUAUGGAAGAGACUACCAUCCUCCUUAAGUGCGCUAUGGCCCUUGAAAUUGAUAUGUGUGGCGAAAACUCCAGGUUUCGUGUAAACAAAGAGUCUUCCACGGCUUCUCUACGCGAGGAAAAUAAAGGAUGCAACUUCCCAAUUUUCUUCCACAUUGAACAUAAUAUUCCAUCAGAAUAUGGACCCAUGUUUGCUGACGUUAUCGUCAUGAGCCGAGAACUAGUGAAAGUCGGAUUGGAUUUCAAGGAGGUAAAUUCAUUUUCCUCUGAAGCCGAUGCUGAAUACCGUGAAAGGACUUUGGAAAAGUUUGAAAAAUGGCAAAAGCUGGUGGAUGCAAAGGCCGAUGAACCCGAUUGUGAGAUUCUAAGUGCCAACCUACGCACCGAAUCCACUGAAACAAACCCUUCAUCUGAAUACUCCGGAGGGGCCUUGCGAUGCAAUUUCACCUUCGCUGACGAGUUGACGGGUCAGAUAAAACUGCGUAAAAUGCGCUAUGGCAAACACAAGAUUAACCACGGCAAGUACAUCAGCUCUGUUUCCUGUGUGUCCGGCAGCUUGGUCUUCUAUGCCCCUCAGCAGCGUGUGUUCUGUCAUAGUCUCGGCCAACAGCGUUCCGUGCCUCUAGCAGCCGUGUCCAGGGUCGCUAAGAGCAGAAUACCGGGUCGUCGGCGACGCCUCCAGCAACAGAGUGCCACCUUCGGCGGUGGCAACAUAUUAAAGGGCCAGUAUUUUCAACUGCAAUUGAUCCAGGUGCUGUUAACAGGCGGAUCCCAACCAGAAAUAAAUUUUCCAGAUAUUCUUCGAUCUCGCCCCCUGGAAUUCGAGUUGGGCUAUGAGGAGUACGGUUCCGCCCCCAAGAAUAACGGCUGUUUGUUUGGACAAGACGUGGCAGACGCAGAAUUUGGCAUGUUUACGUCGGCAGCCACUUCGGCAAAGAUGAAUAUGACUAAGAAGAAGAAACCGAAGCAUCAACGGAAGGCCCUCGUUCACCUCGAUUCAGUCCUGAAGGCGUGUGGUCAACCGGUUUUUCUUACAGUACCGUUGAUGACCUCUCAUGGGCGACUUCAUUGCAUGCAAAGAUUCGCGGUGUCCGAAUACGCAGGAAUAUCCAAGAAGGACGUUAAUGCAGCUAGUGAACCAGAUGUCCUUCUGUCAAUGCGUCUACAGUAUAGGCACCUUCGCCCGAAUCCAGUUACUACUAAGGGUGGGAACAUUUCCCGUAUCAUUGUCAUAAUUCCUGGUAAAUGUCUGGGAAGAAACUCAGGGUCUUGCUGUGAAAACCCAACUCAAUACGCCAUCAACACCGCAAUUCGGAUUAUCAAGGAAGUAAACAAUGAAAACGGCUCGUUGGAUGUAUCAAACAGUUUAGAAGAUGUCAGUGCAGAACACAGGUCGCCACCUCGGACACCAAAGGUAACCGGAUUCAUCUUAUGCGAUACCUCCGGACGACACGUCCUCUUCACAGAGACUGCGGAGAGCCGAUUAGCCCGCAAGCUAACCUUUAUCUUCUGUGAAUUGGCGUCGCAGUACACGCGAAAUUGCGUGAAACAGGCACCAAGGAUACUUUACAAUACGACUCUCAAGUUUACGUCCCAUCUUUAUACGAAACUGCACGAGCUCUGUCUAAGGGCUCCUCUGCACAAAUUUGUGCAACAGGGUCUGCUGUACAUUCGGGACCUUGUGCCUGAGCCUGCCUUCCAGGCGCUUACACGACUAUAUGCUCUCAGUGAACAUUGUUUCAGUUUCAGUUUGGCCCUGCGGCUUGACCUCAUCCCAGAUCCCGCCGGAAUUCAAGCUAUUUGUCAAAAUUUUUGUCUAUGGACCACGGAUUCAUGA